UCCUCCUCCUCCUCCUCUCCCGGGUAUUUAAGCCAGCACGGGAUGCCUGAGCUUGUGGGAUUCUCAUUCCUGUGCUGGGCAUCCUGAGCAUCCUGCAGGACCCACGGACAGACAGACAGACAGACAGACAGACAGACGGGCCAAGGGAGUCUCAGGAAGGUUCCUUCUGAGCAGCAGGAAUUUCUGCUCCCAUGGAUAAAGGUCUGCACUUCACAAUCUGUGUGGUUACAACCGUGCUGCUCCUGAGGGAAUCCAGCCAGGCAGGAGCUGGGAGGAAUGAUGAUGCUGUGAGUAAGGGCUCAGACUCACGGGGAGCAGGCGAGGGUCUCCCAACCCUGACUGUCACCACCAUCCUGGAGGAUCCCUACGUGAUGGUGCGGGGGGCAGAGCUGGAGGGAUACUGCAUGGAGCUGCUGGCAGCCCUGGCGGGGAUGCUGCGCUUCCAGUACCGGGUCAAGGUGGUGGGGGACGGCCAGUACGGAGCUGUGGCUGCUGGUGGCAACUGGACUGGCAUGAUUGGGGAGAUCCUCAGGAGGGAAGCUGACAUUGCAGUGGCUCCACUGACUGUCACCUCAGCCAGGGAAGAGGUGGUGUCCUUCACCACCCCCUUCCUGCAGACUGGCAUUGGGAUCUUGCUCCGCAAGGACACCACCUCCCAGGACAUGUCCUUCUUCCACUUCCUGUCUCCCUUCAGCAAGGAGACCUGGACUGCUCUUUUAUUUGCUUACCUGCUCACCUGCUUCUGCCUCUUCCUUGUUGCCAGACUGAGCCCCUGUGAAUGGAAUGAGCCAAAGAAUGAAGAGAACCACUUCACCUUCCUGAACAGCCUCUGGUUUGGAGCAGGAGCACUGGCCCUGCAAGGUGCCACUCCCAGGCCCCAGGCACUCUCAGUGAGGGUCAUUGCUGUGGUUUGGUGGCUCUUCACCCUGGCCCUGCUGGCCGCCUACAUCGCCAACUUCACAGCCCUGCUGAGCUCCGGCAGCGAGCAGCUCCCCAUCCAGACCUUCGAGGACCUGGUCAAGCAGAGGAAUCUGGAGUUUGGGACACUGGAGGGCUCCUCGACUUUCUACUACUUCAAGAACUCCAAGAACCCCAUCCACCAGAUGAUCUAUGAGUACAUGGAGAAGAGGCGGGAGCACGUCCUGGUCAAGACGUACCAGGAGGCCGUGCAGCGCGUGAUGGACUCCAACUACGCCUUCAUCGGCGAGUCCAUCUCGCAGGACCUGGCGGCCGCGCGCCACUGCAACCUCAUCCGGGCCCCCGAGGUCAUCGGGGCGCGCGGCUUCGGCAUCGCCACGGCCCAGGCAUCGCCCUGGACCAAGCCUCUGUCCAUCGCCGUGCUCAAGCUGCGCGAGGCGGGCGACCUGGACUACCUGCGCAACAAGUGGUGGGAGAGCAGCUGCCUGCGCCAGAGCCGCGAGCGCUGGGGGCCCCUGGAGCCGCCGGCGCUGGGGGGGCUCUUCCUCACCCUGGGCAUCGGCCUCGCCCUCGGCAUCCUCGCCGCCCUGGCCGAGCUCUCCAGCAGCAGCCGCCGCGCGGCCGCGCACGCCAAGAAAUCUUGUUGCUCUGUUUUCACAGAAGAAAUCUGCACUCGUCUACGCAUAAAAGGAGCUGCCAGACAAAGCCAGGAGCCAUCAGGGAAGGCAAAUGCUUAAAGAAGUUUUUUUCUGCAGGAAUAGAGCCUGUGUUAGGUUGUACCAUGUCCUAGGAGCUGUAGCAGUGUAGGAAGAUGUUUUUCUGCUAGUCUAGAGUGUUAGUUUGCUAAUUGAACACACAGAGCCCUUCUGGAGAGGUGGUGGAGCUGCAGACAUGAGGAAAUUAAGUGGCUUGGAAGCAUUUAAAUUGAUAAGGGAUAGAGUCGAAUUGGGACAAACUGAUAAACUGGAGCUGAGCUGGCCAGGAUGGUGGAUUCAUGCUUAGGUUUGAGGUUCACCCUGUAAGUCCAUGAAGGCCUGUAGGAGAAAGUGACUGGGGACAGGUUAAAGUGAAGCCUUUGCUACUAAUUCCUGUAGGAACAGUCGUGGAACAUUAAAGCUCUUGUCUGUCUGCUGUAAUCAGGAAGAGCAGCUUAAGCCUUGCAGCUAUAAAUAACCUCACCCUGCCCUGCCUGAGAGGGAGGUGCUGGUCCCUGGGAAGGUGAUUCCUGAAUCAGAACUGACAGUGCUGCUGUGUAACCCCAAACAGGCCCUCCCUGCACCCCAAACCCCACAAAGGCAGCCCCAGAAAGGCCAGGCAGGGCUUGUCCUUUGUCCCUUCCAUCACAGGAUAAGGCCACUCUUGGGGGAUAGAAUGUUUUGAUCUUGUUACCCAAGAGUUGAGGAUUGACAGAAAUCCCCUAGUAGCAGAGCAGGGAGGGAGGGUGGGGAUGAGUCAAACACAGCACAGCCCCAGCACCCCUGCAAGGGGAGAUGUGAGGGUGUUUUGCUUCACUCCUGCUCUUAAAGAAUGCUGAAGUUCAGGGGAACAGUUUUCUCAGCUGCAUGUUAAACACUUCCCUCAUUAAGCUGUUUUCCCUUUCAGAGCUGGGAUGACUGAGGCAUGUAAGUGUUAGGGCAAAUUGGUGGUGAAAUCAUUCCAUUUAUGAACUGCACAGCUGAAGAAGAAAAAGCAAAUUGGGCUCCUUGGGAAUGGCUGUAAUUGCACUGCAGGAACAAUGCCACCAAUCCUUGUCAGUCCUAGCAGGGAGAACUGAAGGCAAUAGAAACCAAGGGGGCUGAGGCUGGGAAGUUGUGGGUGAUCCUGAAUCCAACAGUGUGAGAUGAACUUUGUGAGACUCGGCUUCCAGCUGCUGCGAGGAAUUUAGUGUAGCUAAAGGGAACAAACAAGGGGUUAGGAAUUCCAGACGUUAGGAAAGCAGGGCUGGUUCUUAACUCAGACUGCAACAGCCCUGGCUCAGUCACAGCCUGAGCAACGUUUGUGGGAGCAGCCCUUCCAUCAACU
Catharus ustulatus (Swainson's thrush) is the source of this 2940-nucleotide messenger RNA. Its product is annotated as probable glutamate receptor. Gene Ontology annotation, cellular component: AMPA glutamate receptor complex; dendritic spine; plasma membrane. The record is from RefSeq and is a predicted model, not a curated record. Gene Ontology annotation, biological process: monoatomic ion transport; synaptic transmission, glutamatergic; modulation of chemical synaptic transmission. Bases 192 to 1655 code for a protein of 487 amino acids. Lineage: Eukaryota; Metazoa; Chordata; Aves; Passeriformes; Turdidae. The transcript is spliced from 11 exons. Gene Ontology annotation, molecular function: transmitter-gated monoatomic ion channel activity involved in regulation of postsynaptic membrane potential; AMPA glutamate receptor activity.